ACAAUAUUAUUAACCCACCACAAAUGUAUUUUUAGAUUUCUAGGAAUCUAUUGUGCUUUAAAUGAAUUUUUGUUCAAAUACAUCUGAUUUUCUAGGGAUCGAACUCUGGCAUUUGACUUAAAAGUUGAAUAAUUACACUUGUUUAAAAAAUACUUAAUAUCCAUGUAUCCGAAGCGAUCUAACCGAGUAGGAAAUAUUUUUUAUGGUAAGCUCAUGACUGCACUUGUCAUAGUUGUCAUAGACACGUCAGUUAUAGUACAAGAUAGGUAAAUACUUAAAUCUGAAAAGCUAAAUGUUAUUUCUAAGUGAGAUAAUACAAUAAUGUCUCUGAAAAUGAGUUCUGUAGCGUUACUCGCUUAUUUUACUUUAAACUUGAUUUAUUGUAACGCCGAAUUUAGUACCGAAGAUUGUGCUUCACUUGGAUUUAUUAAAGCAAAUUUGUUAUGUUCAUCCUGUGAUCCAUUAAAAGACUUCGGCUUAGAACAACUAGUAGCGCAUUGCAAGGAAUGUUGUCAUCAAGAUGACAAGACGCCUCAUGAAAAGAAAUACGCUCGCGCAAUAUUAGAAGUUUGCACUUGCAAGUUCCCGGCGUAUCCUCAGAUUCAAGCAUUUGUAAAGAGUGACAGACCUGCUAAGUUCCCUAACCUUCAGAUCAAGUAUGUAAGGGGCUUGGAUCCAAUCAUCAAAUUGUUGGAUAAGGACGGUAUUGUCAAGGAUACAGUAGCCAUUGAAAAAUGGAACACAGAUUCAGUAGAAGAAUUUUUAAACACUCAUCUUGAUAAAGAGGAAGAUGAUGAAAGAGACUAUUUGAAAACUAAUCAAAUUUAAAUAAACUCGUGUCUUACUAAUAAAUGUAUUUUUAAGUG
This is a messenger RNA of Trichoplusia ni (cabbage looper), 866 nucleotides long. Its product is annotated as selenoprotein F. Lineage: Eukaryota; Metazoa; Arthropoda; Insecta; Lepidoptera; Noctuidae. The coding region runs from base 322 to 828 and encodes 168 amino acids. Gene Ontology annotation, molecular function: oxidoreductase activity. The transcript has a single exon. The record is from RefSeq and is a predicted model, not a curated record. Gene Ontology annotation, cellular component: endoplasmic reticulum lumen.